Messenger RNA from Paramisgurnus dabryanus, 2099 nucleotides. RefSeq names its product ly6/PLAUR domain-containing protein 2-like. The record is from RefSeq and is a predicted model, not a curated record. Lineage: Eukaryota; Metazoa; Chordata; Actinopteri; Cypriniformes; Cobitidae.
UUACUCCUACAAGCAAAGAUGUAUCAGCACAUCUCCAUUGUACUUCUGUUCAUUUUCAUCACUGGAGCACAUUCACUCAAAUGUUAUGAGUGCACUAGCAUGGGGUCAGGAUCUUGUGAGGCAAAAGAGAAGACAUGUACUAAUGGAGAGACUAAAUGUAGCAGUACAACAACAAAAACCGUUUUAGGUUCAAUUAAGACAUCUGUCACAACCAAAUCAUGUGCAUCAAUUUGUGAAAAUGAUAGCAAAGAGAUGGGUGGAGUUACAACUUCUACCAAGUGCUGUGAUACGGACCUUUGCAACGGCACAGGUGGACUCUAUAAGGGCAGUUUCAUCCUCCUCCUGUGUCCGCUCUUCAUCCUCACCCUGUUUCACUGAAAUCACUGAACUUCAGUGUAACACAAUUUACAAAAUUGUUAAUUAUAAUGCUUGUUUGUUGCCAAUGUAUGCUGCAUCUAAUUUACAUUCAGUUGUUAGGUUUGUAUAAGCUUAGAAACAACAAUUCACAAUUGCUUACAUUUAAGACUUUAUCAAUGGCUUACAGUACAUUUGAGCUUUAUAACUGCAACAACAAAAUAUUUUUUAAAGAUAAUGCUUUCUUUAUGAUAGCUUAAAGGUGAUGUGUGUAAAUUUUAGCGGCAUCUAGUAGUGAGAUUGCGAAUUGCAACCAACAGCUCAUCCCUCAAUUGUUUUUAAAACGCAUAUGGUAGCCGCCACAGGACAAACAUGUCAUCGUCUGAGGCAAUAUAGGGACAAAACAUGCUCCGUAGAGCAGUUUGUCUAUUUAGGGCUUCUGUAGAAACAUGACGGCGACUUUCAGGUAAUGGGACCUGCGGUGUAUGUAGAUAAAACAGCUCAUUCUUAAAAACAAUACAGUUCAUUUUGUAAGGUCUUUAUACAUCACUGAUAAUAUAUUUGAUUGCAUGUCUGUCAAUAGAUCCUCCUAAAAGUUACACAAUGCACCUUUAAUUUUUAUUACAUUUUCAUUGGUGUUUUAUUUCUAGCAAAAUAUAUUCUGGAAACAGAAAAAAAAAAGAAAUAAAAUAUAACCACAACAAAUCUACACUUGUAAUUUUUGUUCAGGAAGCCUUUAUAAAACUGAGACAGAAAUAAUCAGAAUAAAAUAUUUGUCAUAAUGUAAUAAUGAUAUUUUAAUAAAUAAAGUACUUUAAGUACAGAAGAGAAAGACACCAAUCCCUCACAUCAAACUUACACUGCAACCUCAUCAAAAGUUUGUUUUUAAAAUUAGGACAUUUGUACUGUAUACUGGCACCCCCACAGCCAUUUUACAGCCACUUUGUUUACCACUUUAAGUUGGCACAUGUGCACGGCUCACAGAAACGUGUGCAUACACAGACAUUAAAACAAAUAUUAUAGAGAAAAAAACAGUACCUGUUCUGACCAGCAGCUGGCUCUGUUGUCAACAAGCAAACUGUCACUGAACAUCAUUCACAAAAAGAACUAAUGAGCCUUGGCACCAGAUUAAUUUUCAAUUGGUUACACUGCUGCUACCAACUUUCUUAGUUGGUCACAUCAGCACAUGAUUUGGUCUUUAGCCGAAAAUGCAUCUGUUAUCAAAAUAUACAAACACAGAACUACACCAGCUUCAAUAUAUCACCGUAUAAUAAGAACAAAAGCCUGUAUGGGCUUUUUUUAACAAUCUAAGUGCAAUGUGCAAUAAACCAGUAAGAGUCUCAUCUCUCAUCCCAAUUAAAAGCCAGUUGCGCUGGCGCCAUCCCGAUUUCCUUAUUUUGGCAGAAUUUGUACACCGUAAUAAAAUUCCGUAGAAAUUUCUACGGAAUUUUUUUACAGUGUAAACUAAAAAAACUAAGAGGAGGAAGAAGACCACCAGUUUAAGAUUGAUAUUAAAAAAUGUUGUUAUUUUUAUUUGUAAUAAAAUUGUUCUUUUUUGGUAUUAGAACCUUUAAAAGUCGUUUUCUUUCAGUCAUGGAUAUAAAUUUCAGGCUUUUAAUUGCUGUAAAUGUAUGUAUAGCCCAGAUGAUCAGUGUAAUCUCAAAGAAUUUACAAAUAUGUAAGAAAAGGUUUGUACUCUAAAAAUACUUUAUUUGUAAUUUGUUGGUAAUUAAAUCUUUAAAAGU